This is a messenger RNA of Apus apus (common swift), 2662 nucleotides long. RefSeq names its product C-X-C motif chemokine ligand 12 (gene CXCL12). The transcript is spliced from 5 exons. NCBI's taxonomy places the organism in Eukaryota, Metazoa, Chordata, Aves, Apodiformes, Apodidae. Gene Ontology annotation, molecular function: CXCR chemokine receptor binding; chemokine activity. Gene Ontology annotation, biological process: induction of positive chemotaxis; immune response; axon guidance. Gene Ontology annotation, cellular component: extracellular region; external side of plasma membrane. The coding region runs from base 362 to 757 and encodes 131 amino acids. The record is from RefSeq and is a predicted model, not a curated record.
GCCGCCGUGCGGGCGAGACCCCCGGGAGGAGCGCACGGCCGCUGCCAUAUCUCGGGGGUCUUAGAUCGAGAGGCUGCUGGGGCAAGCGCUUUGCCUGGGGCAAGUCUGCUGGGCUGAUGGAACGAAGAGAGAAGUCCUCGCUCUUUUGGUUCCUUUCCAAGCAUUUUUAACAGAGGAAGGAUGUAAUAACAUGCCACGGGCAAUAAAUCAUAGGCUAGCUACUCCCCCCGGCUCCCCUCCCCCAGCCCCGGCGGUCCCGGCCCCUCUAUAGAGGGAGGGGAGGAGGGGACUCCAGCAGAGCGCCGCAGCAGCCGGGACUAGCAGACCAGAGCACGCCCCGCACCCCGCCAGCCGCCCCAGCAUGGACCUCCGAGCCCUGGCUCUGCUCGCCUUCGCACUGGCGAUCAUCUCCCUCUCGGAAGAGAAACCCGUCAGCCUGACUUACCGAUGCCCCUGUCGUUUCUACGAGAGCAACGUGGCAAGAGCCAACAUUAAGCACCUCAAAAUCCUCUCCACACCCAACUGCUCACUUCAGAUUGUUGCAAGGCUCAAGAGCAACAGCAAGCAAGUGUGCAUUGAUCCUAAGUUAAAGUGGAUCCAGGAGUAUCUGGAGAAAGCUUUAAACAAACCACGUCAUCGCACUCAUAAAAAAAAGCAACAGAAGAAACGGGGCCCACUCUGCCCUUCCCGUGCAACACCACUAAAGUCUCCAGGGAGAAAGAAUGGAGGUUCAAGAUGUAAGAGGCAAGCAUUGUAAGCCGUCUACAGGAUUUCUUACUGUAGGACCCAGAGAGCAGAUAACCAGUAUUAGGGAAUGAAUACAUUUCACUGUUAUCAUGCAGCACAAAAGCAACGCUUCAUGCAUUUCCAGGGGUGUUGGGGUUUGGGUUUUUUGGUUUUUGUGUGGUGUUUUUUUGUUCAUUUGGUUGGUGUUUUUUCAGUUGUUUUCUUUUCUGCUGUUGUUUUCCACAAACUGGCUUGCUUUCACAGUGCUAUUUUUGUAUAAUAAGAUGUAACUAUUUGAAAAAAACUAUGGUUUUAUACAGGUUGGUUUAUUACCUAGCACUGAGGGCAGAUAUGAAUUUAAACUAACACUAUGUUAUUAUGUAAUAUUUUAUUUCAUUUGCUAUGUAGAGGUCCUGCUUUAUUUAACUUUCUUUUGGUUCAUGCAAGUCUCCUGGAGUUUUAAACCUAGAAGGACAUGAACUGUACAGUGCAAUGAUAUUGUGUAAUUAGUGGAAGGACUCCUUGCCUGCAGAAGUCAUCGAGGCCAAGAACAUAGGAAAGCUAAAAAGCAUCAGACAUUGAUGAAAGUGGACAACAUUACCAUGGGUGGCAUUUAUAUGUAUUUUGUGUGAGGGAUUAAACUCAGGGCUACGGGGCUAAAGCCCUUCUCCGUAGAUCAUAGACCUUGGUGAUGGCUAUGAGCAGCUGGGUCAAUGCUCAUCUGGUUUUGUAGGAUGCUAGUAGUUACCUUGUAGUAGUUGUGUAUGUUAGGAGCCACAACACUGAUCUGAUGUCACCUGGCAUUUCCUAUGUUCCUGUGUUUCUGAUGAAAAAAAUAGCACAAAAAGGAAUGUGUUAUUAAAGGACUAACCACACGAUCACAUUGCAAGUUGCUAAAGGUGUCAGAUAUGCUGCCGUGCACCAGGUGUCUCUUCCCACCCCUCCACAGGAAGUGUCUUUAGCUUGCCUGGCUAGCUUUGCACUGAAGUAUGUGGAGAUGCAUUCAUGUGACCUUCACCAACGACACUGUAGCAUUGGCUACUAAAUAGUCACACAGACUUGAAGGUAGUAACAGCUUUGAUUGCUUUGGAGACACCCAAAAGAAGAUAUCUGGCUACAUCUUUGGAGAAAAGAGAUGCCUGGGCCAAGAGGGGGUCUGCUCAGUGUGUGGAAAGACUGGUGUUACUGAGGUGUAGAAAUGAAGGCCAACACCUGCUGUCCACCGGCAGUCAUGGUCCUGUUUGCUGGUUAACAGGAUAGCCUCUGGAAUUUCCUUUGCAGAGUGCACCCAGGGACAAGUACCGCUUCUUGCACCAAUGUGCUGUCUCAGCCAGAAAUGUGUUUAUCCUGAUUCCUACCUGUACACGCAUUAUCUUUGAUAUAUAGUGUAUGGGAAGACACCUGCAGUACUGUGAUAAUCACGUGCUGAGCACUGGGACUGGGGGGAAGCAAAUUUGUGCAGCACAAUGCUUGUGUUUGUAUGUAACUGUAUGUGUGUUGUAAACAAAAAAAAAUGAUGUAAGAUGGUAAAUUUUUUUGAGCAGUUUGCUUCAAAAAGAAUUGUCCCUCUUCCCUGCAGCCUGGGGCACUUCAGCUAGUCAGGGAUGACCUUAUUUCCAUGUGGAUUCAGGUAAAAAUCUUGUGUUUUCCUCUCUGCAAAACAAUGCAAUUACAGAAUGCUUCAGCUGGGACCACAUCACUCUAUUUGCUUUAAAGUAGAAAUCAACUGCUGUGCCUAAAAAGUAUGUGUGUGAUUUUGACUUUCCUUCUAUUGUUAUCAUUACCAGCCUGGUGCUUUAAGUCUAUUGUGUCUCUGUUUGGAAAGGUCUGGUACCACUGUACUUGAUGAGAACUGGAGUGUUGUUUUAAUUUGAAUAGGAUCAGAUCCUCUGUUGUAAGGGUAAAGACAAAAAGAACUUUUAUGAGAAAACUAAAA